AUGUCGUUGGACGAGAAGUCUGUGCUGGGCGAUGAUAAGCGGUCGGGGGAUGUUGAGGCGGUGGCGGAAGCCUUGGACGGCCCAGAGGAGGACAUUGUCGACUUCGAUGAGAAAAAGGAUCUGAAGCGCGGCUUGCACCAAAGGCAUAUUCAGAUGAUUGCUUUGGCAGGGACGAUUGGCACGGCAAGUAGAAGAUACACUCGUCCCUCCGGCCAAGCAAUCGUCCAGGGAGGACCCCUCGGUGCUUUCCUCGGCUACCUCAUCACAGGCUGCCUCGCUGCGUGCGCCGUCAUAUCUGUGGCAGAGAUGAGUGCUUUGGUGCCCUUGAGUGGUGCAGCUAUUCGCCACGCGGAGUACUUCUUCGAUCCUGCCCUUUCCUUCGCCGAAGGGUGGAACUCGGUCUACGCCUGCUGCGUCGGCACGCCCGCAGAAAUGUCCGCUGUUGCCGUCCUCAUGCAAUUCUGGACGCCGGUCAGCAAUGCAGUGUGGAUCACCGUGUUCGGUAUUCUACUGCUCGCGUCAAACUUGUUCUUCGUCCGCGUUUAUGGCGAGAUUGAGUUUUCUUUGGCUAUGCUGAAGAUCAUGCUCAUAAUCGGCGUCAUCCUCAUGGGCCUCGUCAUCGACUUGGGCGGCGUCGAAGGACAAGAGCGAAUCGGCUUCCGAUACUGGCGGGAUCCUGUGAGCCCCUUCGUGCAAUACCUCGACAUCCCCGGCCCGCUCGGCCGCUUCGCUGGCUUCUGGGCGACCCUCACGAGCGCCGCGUACUCAUACUCCGGCAUCGAGAGCAUCACGAACGCCGCCGCAGAGACCAAGAACCCGCGCCGCAAUAUCCCCAAGGCGGCGAAGCGCAUAUUCUGGCGCAUCCUCAUCUUCUAUGUGCUUGCGAUCUUGGUGGUGACGAUGAUCGUGCCGUCCAAUAACGAAAACUUGUUGUCUUCGACCGGGACGGCUACGCAGUCGCCUUUUGUCAUCGCAGCGAAUCUGGCGGGGAUCAAGGUCGUCCCGCACAUCAUCAACGCCGUCGUGUUGACCUCAGCGUGGUCGUCGGGGAACAGCGGUAUGCUCAAUGGGUCCCGCGCGCUCUAUGGUAUCGCGCGCGAAGGCCACGCUCCCAAGGUCUUCACGCGAUGCAAUCGCUACGGCAUCCCAUAUGUCGCUGUGUGCUCUAUCGGGGCAUUCAUGGCGCUCGGGUACAUGACGCUGGACCGGUCUGCCUCAGUCGUCUUUGGCUGGUUUCAGGACCUGAUUGCCAGCUCAAUUCUCGUCUAUUGGAUCGUCAUCUGCCUCGUCUACCUCCGCUUCUUCUACGGCUGCAAGCGCCAGGGCAUCUCCCGCUCCGAGCUCCCCUGGCGCGGCCCCUUCCAGCCCUACGCCGCCUGGACCGGCCUCUUCGCCUUCAUCGUCAUCCUCCUCACCCAAGGCUACUCCGUCUUCAUCCACGGCCUGUGGGACACCGAGACGUUCUUCUCCGCGUACUUCAACAUCCCGCUCAUCUUGGUGCUGUACUUCGGCUUCAAGAUCGUGAAGCGCACGAAGAUUGUGUCGCUGGAGGAGAUGCCCAUUCGCCACUUCAUUCGCAUCGCGCAGGAGAACCCGGAGAAGCCGGAGAAGCCGGUGAGGGGGUGGCAUAAGCUCAAUAUUUUGUGGGGAUGA
Molecule: messenger RNA, 1653 nt
Organism: Schizophyllum commune H4-8
Lineage: Eukaryota; Fungi; Basidiomycota; Agaricomycetes; Agaricales; Schizophyllaceae
Exons: 9
Coding region: 1-1653 (550 amino acids)
Biological process (GO): amino acid transmembrane transport
Cellular component (GO): membrane
Molecular function (GO): amino acid transmembrane transporter activity
Source: RefSeq, a predicted model, not a curated record